AUGGGCAGAAGAGACAUAGAGGUGAAUCAGGGUCAUACCAUCCACACCAACGGAGGAACUGAACCCUGGAGAACAGGGACUGUCAUGACUUCAAAGAUCAGUGUAUCUUCCUCUUCCUCCCCCAAGACAAGGAUAAAAGGCACUGCAGUAGUCCCUGGUAAUAAUAGCCACUUGGCCUACAUCCCCACAGACCAGAUGCAUUGCUCCUCAGCUUUCUUCCUAGGGCUGCUGUUGCCCAUGGUGCUGUCUAACCAUCCCCAGGUCAAGCCUGUAACAGUCAGUCACAAUGACAAAGCCUACAGUUUGGAUCAGCUCCAGGAAGUAUACAAGGUGGUACACAAUGUGGCAGGCUCCUUGGAUGAACAAGGCAACUGUGUCUGUGUGGUCUAUCUGCCCAAUAGUCCCAUCCCCCUGCAGCAAAUAAAGAAGCUACAGAAUGCUACGGAAGAGCUGGUGGAGAAGUAUGAGCUGGAGCUCUCCAAAGCAGAUGAGCACACUCAGGCCACCUUGGCCCAGGAGAAGGCAAAGCUAGAACUCAUGCAGGACCUGCAGUGGAAGCAACAGGGUUCUGGGUCAGAGUCUAGGUCUGGCCACACCUCCCCCUCCUCUACUGAGCCUCAUUGGGAAGCCCUUCGGUGGGAGCUGCUGGGAGCUGAGAGACUCCUGACCCAACUCAAGGCCCGGGAUAGGCUGAUGGGAGGCAAAGGCAACAACACUAAUGGGAUCCUCCAAAGGGUCCAGGGACAGGUGCAAAAUGCCAGCAUCAUACUACAGCAUCUAGCCAACUCCCAGCAAGAAAACUUGCAAGCCACUCGCCAGGAGGUGAGUGCCUUGGAAAACCAGUUGAAUGACUGUGAACAGAGUCGGAGCCCUGUCCACCAGGCCCAUAAUCUUCCUCCUGGCUCCUGUGCCCAUGGCACACUGCUCAGUGUCAGUCGCCCCCUUGUGGUUCAACUCAAUUGGCGUGGCUUCAACUACAAGGCUGGUGCCUGGGGUCGUGACACUGGACUCAACCUCAUUUCCUCUCUCUACUGGGUGGCCCCACUCCGUUCUGAUGGCAGGUAUUUUGACUAUUACCGACUGCACAAGUCCUAUGAUGACCUAGUACUAUUCAAGCACUAUAAGGAAUGGAAAAUGGGCUAUGGGGAUGGGAGUGGCAAUACAGUCUACAAGAACUUCAUGUAUUUCAACUACUAUGGCACUGGUGACAUGGCCAAGGUGGACCUGGCCACCAACACAUUGGUGCUUCGCCAACCUCUGCCUGGAGCUACCUACAACAAUCGCUUCUCGUAUGCUGGUGUGCCCUGGAAGGACUUGGACUUUGCAGGAGAUGAGAAGGGCCUAUGGGUAGUGUACUCCACAGAGGAGAACAAGGGUAACCUGGUGGUGAGCCGGCUCAAUGCCAGCACCCUGGCUGUGGAGAAGACCUGGCAGACAGGACAAUAUAAGCCAGUGGUAUCAGGAACCUUCAUGGCUUGUGGGGUCCUCUAUGCCCUGCGUUCUCUAAGUACUCGCCAGGAGGAGAUAUUCUAUGCCUUUGACACUAACACUGGGCAGGAGCACCACCUCAGCAUCUUGUUGGACAAGAUGCUUGAAACACUGCAGAGCAUCAACUAUAGCCCCUUGGAUCGCAAACUUUAUGUCUAUAAUGAUGGUUAUCUUGUCAUGUAUGACCUUUUCUUCCAGCAGUCUCGGCUAAUGCCAUAUCAAGGGCUUAAAGACCUAGGCCUCACAGUUUAG
Dromiciops gliroides (monito del monte) is the source of this 1740-nucleotide messenger RNA. Its product is annotated as olfactomedin-4-like. Gene Ontology annotation, biological process: signal transduction. Bases 1 to 1740 code for a protein of 579 amino acids. NCBI's taxonomy places the organism in Eukaryota, Metazoa, Chordata, Mammalia, Microbiotheria, Microbiotheriidae. The record is from RefSeq and is a predicted model, not a curated record. The transcript has 8 exons.